Messenger RNA from Coregonus clupeaformis (lake whitefish), 1703 nucleotides. RefSeq lists its product as uncharacterized. Gene Ontology annotation, cellular component: membrane. The record is from RefSeq and is a predicted model, not a curated record. NCBI's taxonomy places the organism in Eukaryota, Metazoa, Chordata, Actinopteri, Salmoniformes, Salmonidae. The transcript has 5 exons. Bases 142 to 1056 code for a protein of 304 amino acids.
CUACUUUGCUGUGUCCUCCAUAGACAUUAAAACCAGGUUUCAUCCUACAGUUUCUUCUCCCCCACCUGUCUUAUUCGAGUGCGAGGUUUCCGCCUUUACUUAUUCUGUGGUGGGUGGAGUCGGUCACCUGAACAACAAGGUAUGAGCCAGCCGCCCCGACCGCACAGGGGGCAAAGGGAGAGAAACGGAGAAGGUCCCCGCGAGCAUCGGGAACACAGGCCAAGACGGGAGCCGCGGCACGAUGAUAGACCACCAUCAAGCAACAGGUCCUCUUCUCAGCCCCCAUAUUACAGGGACUCCACACCCCCUCCUAAACAUGGGCGGGACCAGGAAGCCCGAAGAGAGGAUCAUGAGGGGUCCAAAUGCACCCAUAUCUGCUCCAGGAGAGGUAUCGUGUUGAUCUGUUCAGUCCUGACCAAUGCCCUGGUCCUGAUCUGUGUGGUGGCAGCUCAGAUGGUGAUGUCAGGCAUGUCUGCUAUGGGCGGCCUGGCGGGGGGCAGCUUCAAUCUUAACACUAACAUCCCCUUCGAGGGCCAAGAGCUGCAACAGGUGAGAGACCUGGACAUGCAGUACAGCCAGAUGAGAGCUCCGGGAAUAUACGGGGGCGUGGCCUUUGCCCUCGUCUUCGGUGUUGUCUCCCUCCUGUUCGUGGUCUCCGGGAACAAGCCCGCACACCUGCUGGGCCAGAGGCUGCUGAUGGGAGCGUUGGUGUUCCAGGGUUUGGGGGCGGUACUCUACGUGGUGGCGGUGGGGUUGUACCUCCACUUUGUCAUCCAGGUGAACAGUACAGACGUGUGUAAGAGAAGGGAGAGGCUGUAUGCACGUUCAGGUUUAACCUGGAUGAACUGUGAUGUGGGAGGGGCGGACGCGGCUGUGGCGUUGUUCGGGCUGAUCACGGCGAUACUCUACACCGCCGGUACGGUGCUCACGUUCUACACGGUGCGCUGGGUCAGGGGUUACCUGGAGGAUCGCAGGCUACAUGAGAGAGAUAGACGCCCCCCUACCGCCAGCUCCCACCCACAGAGGUCACCACUACGGUCUGAUACUGCUCUGUGAGGGAGAUGCAGGUUGAGUCCCAAAUUCUCUAUAGAGUGCACUACUUUUGACCAGGGCCAAUAGGGCUCUGGUCACAAUAAGUAUAUUAUGUAGGAAAUAGGAUGCCAUUUGGGAUGACGCCACAGAUGAACCCCGGAAGGGACCAAAGGGCUUUAUCCACUCUAUCCAUUUUCAUUAAAACUGUCUGUCCAUUUUUGAUAGUAAUGGGACUUGCAACUACCCACUGGGCAAAGAUGUCAGUUCAACGUCUAGUUUUGAUUUACAUUUGAUUGAGUUGUCAACAGUGAAAUCAACAAAAUGUGAACCAUGUCAUUGGAUUUAGGUUUAAAGUUGGGUGGAAAAAAGACAAAUCCCCAACUUUUUGCAAAUCCAAUAAGUUUGACGUUGAUUCCAAUGUCAUCACAUUGAAUGUUUUUGUCGAAAUGACAUGGGGGAAAAAAACAUUGAUUCAACCAGUUUGUGCCCAGUGGGUAAGGCGCUUGCUCUGUAAACUUUUGUAAAGCAUGGAUUUGAUAUGAAUUCCUUUUUAACUGCAACAUGAAUGACCCACUCUGGUCUAACAGACCGGUCUUGUCAUUCAUCAAUACCAUUUUUGUAUGUGUGUAUAUAGAGGCUGCAUGUAAAUAAACCUUUACAUUUAUCUGCCA